Mercurialis annua (annual mercury) is the source of this 634-nucleotide messenger RNA. Its product is annotated as cyclin-dependent protein kinase inhibitor SMR4. The record is from RefSeq and is a predicted model, not a curated record. Lineage: Eukaryota; Viridiplantae; Streptophyta; Magnoliopsida; Malpighiales; Euphorbiaceae. The coding region runs from base 211 to 438 and encodes 75 amino acids. Gene Ontology annotation, biological process: regulation of DNA endoreduplication. The transcript has a single exon.
CUUCUGCCGCCAAUUUCAAAGAAAAACGAAUAAAACGCGAUAAAAAUCAGCCCACGUCCACCUCCAAUUUUCCUCUAACACCCACGUCUCUCCUCUACUUAUUCUCACCAAAUUUUUUAAUUUCCCCCACUUUUCCCCAAUUUCAAAUUUUCAAAAUUUCCCUCUCUGCAUAACUUCCAAUUUUGGCAUUCAAAAAUUCUAAAAAUCAAAAUGAAUUCCGGCGAGAGAUGUGAUUGCGGCGGAGAAGACGAGUGCACAACUCCGAGGAGUAGAGAGUGCAGGAUACCAGUGGUUUUUGUUUGCCCUCCGCCUCCGAGAAAGAAAGCUGUGGCCGGAGCUAAGCGGGAUCCACCGUUGAACGGGUAUUUUCAACCGCCGGAUCUUGAUCUAAUUCUGCUUUGCAAUAUGCCUUCUCGAAGACGGGAAGCUUGGGCUUAAUCAAUUAGCGAAUAUUGUUUGUUCAAUUUAUUGUGUUUUUCUUGUUUGUGUUUUGUUAAUUAGGUUUUAGAUUAAUAUAUUAUUGGAUUAUGGUUACUGUUUGGGUACAUAUUUUUGUUAAUACUUGUUAAACAUUUUUUCCCUUAUUACAAAUUGUAGUUUAAAUUCUUCAAGUUACAUAUUUAAAUUGUCUUCA